GGUGGAAAACUUUUGAAUCAUUUACAAUGAUUAUUAAAUCAACCAUAUUUCCUUUAAAAACCUUAAAAGAUACACUAUUGUUAGCUAUACAGUACGUAGUAUGUACUAGUAUAUACAACAUAGCAGAAUAUAUGCGUACCAGUGCUAAUGAAACUGAUGAUUGAAGGUGGAAGAGAGCCCUAUUCAUUCACUCCCCCCACUGACAAUUCCUGCCGGUACUGGGAAUCGAACCCGCAACCUUUCGGCUUACAAGUCGAUUAGGCCAUGAGUGCCCUAGUAUUUAUUAACUCCACUGAAGGGCUUGACUUGACAAAAGGCCAUAUUCACCAACUUGAUUACUAAACCACGAUGCAUCCCAGAAAAUAUUAUUAGUGGGAUUUUGAUUCACCACACUGAAUACAUAUCAGUUCACCAAAAUGUUUUGCUCAGUUGGCCCCCGAUAGCAACGUGAUUAGUGCUGCGACACAUAGCACAACUGUGCUCGCAGCGACCCAAGUUCGAUUUCCUUCCCGACUCCUUUGCCGAUCCCAUCCCCCUCUCUGUCCAAUCAAAAAUGCUUUCCUGUCUAACCUCUACUGUCCUAUUCAAUAAAAGCCCAUAAAUAUAACUCUGAAGUUUGCUCAUAUUCGUUCACCACUUCAUAUGGAAACAUUUUUGUUAGGUAACAUCUUUACUCCUGAAGGUGGUGACCAGUGAGUCUGGAGUGUUAAGAGUGAAUCUUUAAAUUAUGUACUCAAAAGAUUCAUUCAAAAACACAGCAUAACAGCAAAAAAUUAACAGAGUGUCUAUUUACACUAAGUGCAAAUAGCCCGUCAUGUUGGCAAAAGCUACAGUAUUUACAGUAACUCUGCCCGCGAACGCGUGUUUGAGUUAGUGAACACAAAAAAAAGUCGCUAAAUUAGCAGCAGUUUCAGUGGCGUAAAUGGUAAGACGCAUAUUUUUUGACACGAUCGACCCAAGUUCGAGCCCAAACUUUUUUCCUCUCUUUUCAACUCUCAUAUUGCAUCAGAAAGGCAUUUAUUUUAAGUAAAAAUGAAGGAAAUAAUCAAAAAGUUGAAAAUAAGAGUAUUGGGUAGGGUUCGAGUAGGUGGAGGGAGGGCUUUAUUGUCCCAAUAAGGUGGCAUCCAGUUAAUAAUUUGAAUUAAAACUAUAAUUUACACUCAAUACGUUAUUAUUGCGUACUGUUUUAUAACGUACUACAAUACUGAGGAGCAAAUAAUUGCCACUAUUUGCAAUGAGUAGUAUAAAUAGCAGAAAACCUUGCUGUUUUAACGGUUUAUUUUGAUUACGGAAUGAUUUACAUUUUUUUUAUUCUGGUCCAUACACGGCAAUCAGACAAACUUGCAUAUCACACUGCAUGUAGAGGUGGUACCGGUGUACUAUUUAAAAAAAGAGGAAGGUUUGUGUGACAGCACACUUCCUGAAUGCUGUACUGUCAAACUCAAACUCUGACAGAGUAUAUCCUGUGUGAGAAGCAAAAAACCGAACAGAGCUCUGCAAACACAUCUUCAGCCAACUUAUGUUUUCGGCUUUACACUGAGAGACGUUUUUUGUUCUUGAAGUUGGGGUUCUGAAAGGAUGGAAGACGCAUUACUAAAGGUGUUUGUCGUAGUCGUCAGUCUGCUCCUCUCAAAGGAUCAAAAUGUCUUUCACGACCAAGAUGACGAUAUCAUGGUGAGCAUGCAAGACCAUGAGCACUUUCUGUUGGAGGAGGGGGCAAAGCUAGAACAAGGGGAGCACAAUGUUGCCAUGGAGCUGCCACAUUCAAAUCAGGAAGUGUCACAAAGUCAUCGCAGGGUGCCGAGAGGAGAGGGGGACACGUCAGAUGUUCAACAAAUUUUGCCAAGUGUCAAGACCACGGUGCUGCACGAGGAGCAAAUGUCCCCAGUGGGAGAGCAAAAUGACUUCCGCCAAAAGGCAUUUGCACCAGAUGACCAGAAAAUAUUGGAUGUUGACACAGACAAACAGACAUUGCAUAUGCCAAAGGAAGGCCUAACACAUGAGCAUGUCAACAUGGACCAGUCAGGGCCCACUGUGGACCAGAAUGUCUCUCAGGGGGAUGCGGCACACCCAGAGAAGCCACAAGCUGGCCGGACUGACACCCAUCACGAACAUCAAGUUGAUCAGGGAUUACUCAUUGACCAAAAAAUACCAACUUCAAGUCAAAGGUUGACAACGAUAAUUCAAGGGAAACAAUCUAGUGACCAAGAGGACACCUACAGUUGGUACCUUUGGAAGACACUCACCUUUAUUUCAUUUUUUCGUAUUUUAAAAAAUGUCCUCAGAAAGGGUUCCAAGCUGCAAAGGAAGAUGCUGAGAUGCCUGAACAUCUCCCAAGCUUCAGAUCUUGAUUCCAAGACCUUAACUAGCUUCCAUAACCAGUGUAUCCUGGUUCCACCCAGUCACAGUUGGCAAACUUGUGAGUUUGUAGAGGGUUUUGUGAACGACCUGCUGGAAGCUGUGAGGACUACAGGUUCAGACAUGGAGAUUGAGGACUUUGUUGGCGUUGGGAGAUUAUACGAGCAAUGGGCUUCAAGAAAGAGCAUUGUGUGCGACAUACAUGUACCCAUCGUCCCUCCAAAGCCAUAUAACUUCGAGUUUGAGCUUUUGAAAGAAAGUAGAGGUUCUUCAACCAUACAGUACUGUUGCAGAGUCAAGAUGGGCAAAGGCGGCGCCAGUUCAACCAUCUGCCCUUGCAGCAAUUCCAACCUAGAUGACGAUACAUUGUGUCUCCUACAUCCAGAUAAAAAAGAAGAUCAUAUGACUGAAAAGUACAUUAAUGACCUUCUAUGCCAAGAAAAUAACUCGUAUCUUGCUAAAACACAUGUUGUGAAGUGGCUUAAGACAGCCGUUAGGAAAGCAUGGGAUGAGAUCAGCCACAAGUAUGAGUUUGACCUACUAUUCCAGAAUAGAGAAAACCCUGGAAGUCUCAAAGUUCGUUUCAGGUCAGGUCGGGUCAUUCUGUUCAACCUCACACCUGUGGUCAGAUUUAAAGACUCAGAAGUACAUCUGAUCCCGUAUUCUCCCUCUGCCAUAUUCUCAGACACCCAUUGGCCUGUAUGUUUUACACGCUACGAAAACGCCCUUCUUCAACACAUAACCAAAACGCUUCCAGACAAUGCAUGCCAUAUUCAUUGCCUACAGAUCCUUUCCUUCCUACACAAACACCAGACUGGCCUCACUGGACCAUGUGGGCUUACAAACUACCACUUGAAGAACGCAGUGUUACAUUUUCUGGUCAACAAAACGUUAUCUUGGGACCCUGAGCAGAUGGCUUGCAGGCUUAAUGAUCUGCUGACUUUCUUACAGCAGAAAGUCAAAGCUAAAUCACUAAGCCAUGCUCUGGUUGGGAACCCUCUCAUUCCUAGGGAGAUUGGAUUUCCAGAAGAGUUCAGAGUGGGAAAACCUGUUAAUUUGUUUCUGCCUUUGUCAAAUGAAGAGUUGUACUUAAAAACAAAUAGACACUUACAGGAGAUGAUUAGAAACAUGCCAGUGCUGAUAUAUGAAUAUGGAUCAAUGAGAAACCGUAUAUAAAAAAAUAUAUAUAUAUAUAUAAUUUUAUGAGAUGCUGUGCUGGAAAUGCUUAAUGUACUUUUGCUUAGGUGUUCAUUGUUUCAUAGUGCAUUUACUCUUUUGGUGACAAAUGUAAAGAGAUUAAAUAAUUUGUGAAUUCA
Molecule: messenger RNA, 3674 nt
Organism: Onychostoma macrolepis
Lineage: Eukaryota; Metazoa; Chordata; Actinopteri; Cypriniformes; Cyprinidae
Product: inositol 1,4,5-trisphosphate receptor-interacting protein
Exons: 2
Coding region: 1579-3534 (651 amino acids)
Cellular component (GO): membrane
Source: RefSeq, a predicted model, not a curated record